UUACAGGAAAGAAAGGAGGAUUACGUGUGAGUCAGGAGUACAACAGCCAAUCGUCUCUCUCAGGUGAUUCAGACAGCCUCGUUGGUGCAGCUGUGAGAAGAAGAGAAAAUAGGAAAGAAAAUUUUAACAAGAGACAUACGGUCGUAGGAGUGGAGAAUGCUGAAGACUUAGAAAAUCUUGCCCUUUUGCAACAGAAUCGUUCUCCACCCAAAGUGAAAGAGAGUCCCAUAAUCAUGGAAUAUUUUAAAAGGAAAUAUCCCGAACACUCGGACAGGAUCCAAGGUCGAGCUUCGGAGGAACCCAUCACUAAUGGAGUUUUCUGUGAGACCGACCUUGAUAACAUUGACAACAUGGACACCAUGUCCGAGAUCAACACAGAAGCAACAGGAUUCUCUCGAGGUGGACGACUGAGGUCCAGUAUGCCGGUCAUCAGACCAACGGUCAAUAUGACCAAGGAAAGGCCAUUGGGUCUCGUCUACCUCCAGUACAAGAAUGAAACCAAGCGAGGGCUCAUGCCGAAUGAAGUUACCGGCAUCGACACUGUGAGGGCGCUCUACGUCCGAGCGUUCCCUAAGCAGCUCACUAUGGAGAUGCUUGAACAACCUGUUAGGAAGAUCUACAUCAGGGAUCCGACAACAGAAAUAUUCUACGAACUGGAGGAUGCUCAUGAGAUCCACGAUAGGAGUGUUCUCAAAAUCUACGAGCCAGGAUUCGUCGAGGAUCCCAACGCCCCUGGACCCUCCUCCCCUCGUAGCACCACCUCCACCCCGGUAGAACUGGACUACUACUCCGAACCGGAGGUGGACCAUCAGAAGAGGGACGUGAGGAAAAACCGUUACAACACCAUGACGCUUCCACGGAACAUGCAUUUCACACAGAUGGAGAGCGAGGGCGCCAAACCGAGUCAGGGUACAGGGAACCUCAACCCCUCACCAGAGAAGAAACAUCAGUCACAGUCAUUGGAGAAUUUCCGACGUGGGGCACCAGAGCGUGCCAGUGCAUCCCUCCAGCGCCCCGCCGCACACAAUCAAGCCUUCCAACGCAUGACCCCGGAGAGAGCCACCCUCAGUGGCCCAGUCACCAGAGGACCAGGGGGGCCUGGUGGGCCACAUCCCCAGGGCCCCUAUGGAAGGAGGGGACAGCCCCACCCCAACCAGCCUCAACAGCAUGGGAGUGCUACCUUGCCUCGCAGGAUGCCCCCGCCCUCGCAGCAUGAAGGUGGGGGAGGACCUGGGAUGGGUCCAAGACCCCAGGGCGGGAGUGCAACCAUGCCACGCCAGCAUCCGAGGGGCAGUCAGGCAGUGGUGGACGGGGGCAGCAGGCCUGGGAGUCGACCCUCCAGUGGGGAUAUGGUAUCAAGGAGUCAAAAUAGUACCCCAGUUACAAAAGUGAUGCAGAACCAGGUCAUGUCUGCCCCCAUGCCCAACGGUCAUCCCAGGCAGCGAGGCCCCCCACCCCAGCACCACCAGACACCCCCAGGGCGACCCCAGGGUGGUACCCUACCCAGGAACGGGGCACCGGGAAUGAGACACCCCAUCCCCAAUGGAAUGGGUCCGCAGCAUCGUGGACAGCCCCCUCUACGGCGGCACGGUAGUCAUGAUGGUACAUUCAGCCAUGGCAGACCGCAAAGUGCUCCGAUGGGAGAUGGCGCCGCAGGACAUAGACCUGGUGCCCAUCCCGGUGCCCAUCCUGGUGCACAGAGGCCAUUCUCCCAACCGGCCCCCCGUACAGGCCCUCACAGACCCCUUCCAGGGGAGGAAGGGACCAGCGAAAGGAUCACUGCAAUGGAGCAGCAGAUAGCCAAUCUUGCCGGCAUGGUUCGUUCUGUCAUUGGAACACAUAAUGGUCCGCCACCGAGACAGGGACAUCCUCCCCAGGAUGCCGUCCAAAGACCACCAGGGGAUCGGCCUGCCCCACCCAUGAGAACGGACUCUGCCCCGGUCCAAGCCAGAACCCCAACACCUCAACAACAACCACCACCACCCGCACCACAGCAAUCAAGAACCAUCACCCCACAACAGCAUCAACCCCCACCACAGCAAUCCAGACCACUCGGCCCCCAGUCCCCGAGGCCCUCGUCGCACCCCGGUACGGGCGUGGCCGGUAGACCCGGUAUGCACCAUCCAGGGGGCGUCAACAUUCAACGUAGCGCGAUGGUGCUCAAGCAUCGCACAACCGACCUCAGAAUGCAACUCAAACAAGUCAGGAAAAUGCAUCUGAAUAUGGUGCAACAGAUGAACAAUAACUUCCGCUCGACAUCCCACAAGAUCCGCUUGGCUCUAGAGGGCGCCCCAGGCUCUGAUAUUCAUCCAAUCAGAAACCAUCGAGCUAGAGUCCACCAGGAUUACAUCAAGUAUAUGCAGACCCAGGAAGCAAUUGAAAGGGAUCUAAGAUUACUGGACGAGAAUGUGGACAAGUUGCGAGAGAAGACGAUAAAUAACAGAGGCAGUGUCGACAUGGUGAGCCUGGAGCAACAAGCUCAGUUGCUAGGCAACUGCAGCAGGGGAAUCGCAGAACAGAAAGUGAAUUUUCCAGUUCUGUCUGAGAAUUUGAAGACUGUUCAGGAAGGAGAGAUGGAGAUAGUUGUCAGAGAAGAGAAUUGGAUGAAGCAUGAGCCACAGAGGUUGGACGAUCAUUUCAAGAGAUGUAAAAAGAUCACUAGUACUCUGUAUACACUGAAGAGGAUGGCAGCUACUAACGAGGAACCUUACAUCAUCUCCCCCUCGUCUCCUACCAGAGCCCCUAACUUUACCCCUACCGUCACCCCCACCAUCACCCCUACCAUCACCCCUACCAUCACCCCUACCGUGACCACAUCCAGGCAGGUGAUUCGGGUUGAGAGCGCCCCUCUUCCGAGGUCGUUAGAAGCUAAACGAGAGACAGUGGAGAGCGAUCAAGAUGAGGUUGUACACCAUGAUCUGCCCCAUCGAUUCAGAUCACCCCAGGAGCAAGAUCAAUUUGAAAGUACGCUAUCGGGAAAGCGAGAGGUGCUACGCAAGACAAACAACGUAGAGGCAAACCAGACCCGUCAACGCCGCUUCCUGCGCGAGAUCUUUGAUCAAGAGAACCAUGACUCCAUGACGCCGAUCAUCACCCCAGAGAAGGCGGCCAAGAGGGAGGCGCAGAAAGAAGCUGCAGGAGGGCAGAAGAAAGGUCCUCCGCCACCGCCUCCACCGAGGAAGCACUUCCCAGCAUCACCUGCAUCUCCAGAGCAGGCCAACAAGAAGAUCUCGUGGUCAAGCACGACGACGACUAGUCAACCCAAGGUGCCUUAUAAAGAAGUGGUUGUCGAGAAGAAGGUUGAGUCUGAGGCAGUUGUUGAGAGUAUGCCUGAGUCUGAAUCUCGAGCAGUGGGUGAUAGGGUGGGAGAUCAAAAGGAGGGGGGAACUGAGGAACAGAAACCCUUGAGUAAUACCUCCAGUACUUCCGCAGACUGUCUAAUCAACGCAGUAACCGCUGCGGUGGAUCCCCCACCAAUCACCAGCACAGUCAAAGCACAAGAGACAUCCAAAUCAACCCCGUCCCUGGGUGCAACAGAAUUCACCACCCCUAAAGAAAUCAAUGGAUCAUUCCAUUCACAGACUCUGGUCACAGUCGGGAAUGGGGGUGUGGCACAUUCCAAUGGGAAGGUAGGGAAGGACAAGUCACAGACCAAAAGAUCAUUCCUCAGUAGGAGUCCAUCCAAAAGUGGGCAGCAGGGUAGUAGUAGUAAUAGUAGUGGGAAAUCAAAAUCUAAGAAAAUGGGUGGGGCCUUGGCGAGGCUGCUAAGGCGAGAUCAUGAGAAGGGAGAUAGUUCACAAAAAGCAAACAGUCCUUGCUCAGGUGAGGUCGGACCUCCCCCAAAGCCUCCUCGGGGAUGCAUGGACUCACCAACCCAGCGUGCAAAGAAACUUUUAGUCACUGCUACUAGUGAGAACAAUAUCAAUAACAAUGCCAAGCAGAUCACCAUUCCCGAGAGGCCUGGCCAUCGGUCGAGUCAAGUGACCAAUCAGGGUAGGAUGGCCAAGUCAGCAGAGAACAUUUGCCUGUCCAGUUCUCCUGACAAUGAUAUGUAUCCCCCGGAAGGCAUCUACAGUGUCCAACAGCAGCAGAUCAUCCAGGAUCCUGACUCUGCCCAUUCCUCACCAGUUAGGAAACCAGUGGUCGUGUCAGUGUCCGGUCCAAGGAGAACUAAUUCAGACUCCUCAGGUCAAUUGCCUCGAGUAUCACCUGCUAGUGCUGAAAUCAAACGACGGGAGACCGACCCUGUGGUUAGACCGAAGAAACUCCAACCUUCUACAUCUGCUUGGAACGAGGAUAGCCUCAGAACUUUGCAACUCAAAGCCCAGUAUGCCAAACUUCGGCAGAUGCAGGUUCAGAACAUUCAGAAAGACAAGAAUGUCAGCCAGGCUCCAGAUGACAGACCCACCAAUGGACCAAGCCCCCAACCAGCAGUCGCUGCCGUCCCUAAACAGACCAACCUUGAGAACCAUCCCAUCGCUGCCACCGAAAAACCUGCAGACCUCACCCAUCCCGGGAGCAGUCCACAAAAGAAAGAGGUCAAAUCACCGCCGCCGGUAGCUGCCAAACCCUCGUCAAGGAAGUCGAUCAAGACGACCACCACCACCGUGACCACGCAGUCCUACCAGCUUGCGGACGUCAACCAGGCCUUGGAUGACCUGGAGAGUUUGAUGGCGAAGGCAACGGACACGAACGACAUGGAUGAUGCAAACGUCGUCCAAGAGAGUACCCCCUCCUCACCUAAUGGUACAAUCCAGAAACCUGUGCAUGCCCAUAUCAGGUUGCCACAGUCACCAUCUCGUAGCUUUGCCACCAAGCCCAAACCACUCUCGCCGAAGGGGGAGGCAGCCAAGGUGGGAGGAGGGAAGAGCUCCGCCUUUAAACCUAUCAAGAAAGCCAGCUCUCCCGCGACAAACGGCGGAGUGGCAUCGCUUUCAAUAUCGCUCUCGCAGCCGCCGAAAGCAUCUCCUUUGCCAAAGAAGGCAGCAGCAAACAUUAAUUCAUCUCAGGAAUCAAGCAAACCACAAAAUGAAAAAGCUGUGACAAUCGUUGUCACCGGGACAGAGGCAGACAUUAAACAAACCACAAUCAAUGACGCCAAAUCCGGGGAAAGCGACGUCAGUAGAAAAGAUGCGGGGGAGAAAGACAAACAUCCCAAAACAGAUAUUAAUAACUCAUCCCCACCCACCGCAAUAAACGUUGAAUCAAGUACAAAUCCCAACGUCACAAAUGGCAGUGCAGACGUUGAUGAGCCAAAGACCGAGGAUGAGAAGGAUGGCAAAGCAAAUCUCACUGACGUUCAAAAUGAAAAGGAUAUUUUGAAGAGCCAGGAAAAGGAUGAUGCAAAGAAACCGGAUUAUGUUCCUGAGAUUAAAACCACAUUUGUAAAUGGCAUUAUCGAGGAGACUUUCAUCAAUUAGUGUAAAACUUUGACAGUACAAAUGAAAGUAAUAUAUAUAGUAGCUACAUCGGAGUGUUACACUGAUCAGUUGCAAUAAAAUAUGUACGUACAUGCAGGCUUAAUAUGCUAGUAAAGAUUAAUAACAGGCAUUUAUAUGCACGAAUUUACACUAAACUUGAGUGAAACAAUUCAUCAGUCCAUGUCAAACUAAAAAAAAUAUGUUCACAUUAUCUAUGUUAUUUAUACAGAUUACAUGUAUUUUUCUCUGGAAAUUCAUUUGUUUUGUUUUUUCUUGUAAAUAUAAUCAUGUUUUAAGUGAUGUAAAGAUCUAUUAGAAUGCCCCCUUUAUCAUGCAUAAAGUGAAUGAGUUACAAUGAUCAUAUGAACUCCUAUGGAAAUUGGAAAAAAAGUGUAGUCCAACAGAAAACGAUUCUGCUCUGAGCCAGGCGAUACCAAUCGGUGUAAUGUCUUGAUGGUUCAAUUCCAUUACUGAUAUCAAAUCCUGUUUGGUCAACUAUCAGUUAGGCAAUUUGCCUUUUGGUCUUAUCUUUACUUGUCCUAAGAUCCACUUGGGCUAAUUGUCCUUUGGUCUCAAGCCCAAUUAUUCAAUUGCCACUUCGUAUUCUGGGUGAUCCACAUGUCAUCACCACCUGGUGUAUUACCAGUCCAUCUAAUCCAGUAGACUUCAUGGGUAUUAUGAGAAACUUGCAAUCAAUGUCUAGUGAAUAUUUUAAUUGGUUGAAAGUUCUUGUUCUGCUUCUUGAAACACGAAGUGAAAAUUGAUUUCCUAUAAUGAGAAUUGAUCUAUCAAUCAUAGAUUUGCAAUUCAUAUUUACAGUCAAUUGCAAAUAAUCGAAGUUUUUUAAAGCGCUUAGAAACACCAUGUAUUAAGCGCGAUAUGAAUACAAUGUAUUAUUAUUAUUAUAAGUUUCUUGCAAAACCUAAACAGGUGGAAAUGAACUUUAAUAGCAUAAUCAACAAUUAGACAGCAUAGUAAUGAGACCAAGUGUGUAUUAGACCAGUUGGGCUUAGGCCAAUUGCAAUUCUCCAUUGGCUGUCUUCCUUAACAUUGAAUUGAUAUCCUUUUUAUUCCAGAACAAGUGUUAGUGCACUUUAAAAUUUAAACUCUUCAUGUAUGUGAUGAGAUUGGACACCCACCCACUUGCAUGUGCUCAAUUCAUAAACUACUUCUGAAGUAUAAAUAUAUAUGUAUUCAUGAAAAUGUAGUUAUUAGUGUGCAUUAUAAUUGUUAAAUAUACAUCAUUUUAAAUCUGUUCUGUAAAAUAGGAAAUAUCCUUGUCUUUUUAAUUGAAUACACGUGUCAAACCAUCGUGGGAAAAAGAAAGCAUUUUAGAUGACGGAUUGAUCCAAUUAUAGACUUAAAGUAUGUAGAAUCAAGACGUUACUUUAAAUACCAUGUAUUUCCUCAACCCACCUGAAAUAAAUAAGAAGAAUGAGGAACUAGCUUACUUUGAGUUCACCCCCACCCAUUCUCUGAAAAUCACCUUGUCUUAUUGGAUGUACGUUGCUUAGUUACAUACAGCAAACAAAAUCAGAAACAAAUUUUACAAUAUGAAUUUUAGCCAUUUUUGUGCCUUUUUGUAAAUGAAAAACUGAAAUGUAAAUCAGGCAGGGAUGUUUCAUUAAAAUUGUAGCAAAUUCACAAUCUGUCAUUGUAGGUUAAAAACAAAGAUCGGGUUGCCUGUCAGCCAAGCACAAGCAUGUUUUGUAGAUUGCAGAGAAGGGAUGCAAGGAACAAAGAAGGCAACAUAAAUUUACUUGUAAACUUAUAAAUAGGACAAAAAAAAGUGGUGCUAUAUAUAUUUUUAAGUUAUACAUAUUGUUGUAUAAAGGUCUUCAUGUUUGCGUCUGUGACAUUUUACAAAUGAUCAAAAUGUGAUAGAAAAAAAAACUGUUAUCCUUCUAAUUGCCUAUCAUCAUGAGCUACUUUUAUUUUUAUAAUUCUAUAGAUCCAAGCACAGAGUAAUUAAAUGGACAAAAUAAUGUAAAUAAUGCAGUAUUUGUAAUAAUUACAUUUGGACAAGUGCAAAUAGAAUUUUUUUUCGGAUAAUAUCCCUUGACAUUUUAAAUAAUUAUCCAAGCUGCUAUUUUUAAGAAAAAUUACGUUUUAAUCAACGUUAGGAGUGAUACUAAGCUUGAUAAUGAUAACGAUGUUGUUUUAUAGAGCGCACACAUGGCCAAAGAGGCAAAGGCGUUUGCCCAGCAACAUAGCCAAUAAAUGAAUAUUAAUUGUAAUUAA
Lytechinus pictus (painted urchin) is the source of this 7661-nucleotide messenger RNA. Its product is annotated as coiled-coil domain-containing protein CG32809-like. The record is from RefSeq and is a predicted model, not a curated record. Lineage: Eukaryota; Metazoa; Echinodermata; Echinoidea; Temnopleuroida; Toxopneustidae. Gene Ontology annotation, cellular component: cytoplasm. The transcript has 19 exons. The coding region runs from base 234 to 5420 and encodes 1728 amino acids.